AUGGCGCCGACUGCCGCCGUUCACUCCCCACCAUCUGCACCAUCUGCAACCUCAUCGAAGCGCACCAUGUCUGAGCGGUCGGACCGGCAGCGAGUGGAGGACCUCGAAGUGAAGCCGUACGUGAUCGUCGGCGACCUGGGCAAGGGCAGCUUCGCGACCGUCUAUCGCGGAUACCAUGAGCAAACACAUAACCAUGUUGCGAUAAAGACCGUGAACCGGAGCGGCCUGAGCCCCAAGUUGUUCGACAAUCUGCAGGGCGAGAUCGAGAUCUUGAAGAGCUUGUCGCACAGGCACAUUACUCGCCUUCUUGAUGUCAUUCGUGCAGAACGGAACAUCUACCUCAUCAUGGAAUUUUGUGCGGGCGGAGACCUUGCAAACUACAUCAAGAAACGUGGACGCGUAGAGGGCCUGGAGUACAUUCCUGCCCCUGGUGUUGCCCCCACUUACUACCCACACCCAAAGUCCGGCGGACUUGAUGAGAUCGCGGUCCGGAGUUUCCUGAGGCAACUAGCUCGCGCUAUUAAGUUCCUCCGUCAACGCAAUCUCAUACACAGAGAUAUCAAGCCACAGAAUCUGCUCUUGACCCCUCCUGGCCCAGACGAAUAUUCAAGAGGACAUCCGCUAGGUGUCCCCGUACUUAAAGUUGCAGACUUUGGGUUUGCUCGCUUCCUUCCCAGUGCCAUGAUGGCCGAGACUCUGUGCGGAUCCCCGCUAUAUAUGGCACCGGAGAUCCUCAGUUACCAGAAGUACGAUUCGAAAGCCGAUCUCUGGUCUGUGGGCGCGGUUCUGUACGAGAUGUCUGUCGGAAGACCACCGUACCGCGCGCAAAACCACAUCGAACUCUUGAAGAAGAUCGACAGCUCGAAAGGCAUCAAGUUCCCGGAUGAAGAUCCGCAGAUGAUCGCACGCGCUCAGGCCAAGGGCGAGGACCUGAAGCCGGUCCCCUCGGACAUCAAGAUGCUCAUCCGGACCCUUCUCAAACGCAUACCGGCCGAGCGCGCGAGCUUCGACGAGUUCUUCAGGAGCCUGGCGAUGGCGAACUCCAAGUUCCCGCGGCCAAGGGACCCUUCUCCGCCACUUGGACCGCCACCGGACGAUGACGACGAACCGGAUCGAAUACCUGACCAUCAUCGAGUGAUUCCCCCCGAGGUGCUCGACCCCAAAGCCAUGAUUCCCCCGGCGAAGAUCAAGUUCAAGCGUCGGAAGUCGGCACUGCCAGAAAGUGCUGUGGAUGACGCGGCUUCGGAGAACAUCGCUGGCCCAUCAAGCUCCCCACCCGUCACCUUCCCGCAGCGUAUCCCCAAGGGGAAGAAUCAUCCGUCGUCUGCAGACAACUCACUUAUUCCAGGUGAACAGGAUGAAGAUAGGGAGUUUCGUCGCGAGUAUGUCUUAGUAGGAGACAAGCAAGCCGUGGAGAUCAAUCGUGCGGUAGAUGAAAUCACCGAGCGACGCAAACCACUUCGAGAUAGGAAGCCAGCUCCAUUUGGGGAGGAAGCUCUCAAUGAUAUCGAGUCGCCCACAACCGAGUACCCUGACCCCAUGGGUGCCCCCACUUUUCCUCCUCCCCCCAACACCGCUCUCCCUCCACUUUCUUCGUCCCCGUCGAGUGCGAACUCCAGGACCAACGGAAAUGCUCUGACACGCGCACUCAGCAUGGCCACCGGAAUCCUUCGUGGUGGGAGGCGGCGUCCGUCGUCAUAUCAGAUCGAGCCCAUGGCGUCCUCGCCACGUCGCGCCCAGAUGUUCGGAGGACCCCGCGCCACUGGACUUGCGCUCGGACUUGAGCUUCAAAACGCACGCGAUGCGGAAGAAGACGAGCUGCUGGCCAGUCUCGAGGAGCUUGCGCAGAAGACGGAGGUGCUGACGCGCUGGGCAGAUGAGAUGUACGACUACGUGAAGGCCUUCCCCCAGAAACCUCUGCCUGACCCGACGAAGUUCCUUCGUCGCGAAGGUGAGACAGAUCGCAUCGCGAAUCGGCGCAGGAACGCGGACAUCCAGGCGGAGUACAACGCGAUGACCUGCGUGGCAGUGUAUAUGCUCCUCAUGACGUUCGCGCAGAAGGGCAUCGACCGCCUGCGCAACUACCACGAGCACCUGCAAAUGCGCGAUCCGGAUGGUGAACUUGAAGUGAGCGAAGGCUUUGACGAGGCACUGGCGUGGUACAAGGACCAGUUCAUCAAGUGCCACGAUCGCGCGGCGCUCGUCAAGACAUGGCUCCCUGCGCAGUAUUCUGGGGCGCCGACGUUCAUCGACACGCUGGUGUACGACCGGGCUCUGAAUCUGAGUCGAUCUGCGGCACGGAAGGAGCUAUUGAACCAAGCGACGCCGGAGGAGUGCGAGCUGCUGUACGAGGAGUCGCUCUGGUGUCUGUACACGCUCCGAGACGAUCUUCUUCCGGUCGACAAUCCCUACCUGGAAGAAGAUCGUAACACCAUCUCUACUUGGGUCAAACGGACCAAGCUCAGAUUAGUGCGCUGCCGCGCACGCAAGAACAUGACCGAUAACGAGCGCAUGAAGGACGCCGCUCUCGACAACAACCUUGCGGACGUCCCGCGCAUACCUGCCCCAUGGGAUUUCGCUGCGUCGGAUCCCCCAUCACAAGAUGUCGUUCGUUCAUAG
This is a messenger RNA of Epithele typhae, 2619 nucleotides long. Its product is annotated as kinase-like protein. Gene Ontology annotation, biological process: autophagosome organization; autophagy; protein autophosphorylation. The coding region runs from base 1 to 2619 and encodes 872 amino acids. The record is from RefSeq and is a predicted model, not a curated record. NCBI's taxonomy places the organism in Eukaryota, Fungi, Basidiomycota, Agaricomycetes, Polyporales, Epitheliaceae. Gene Ontology annotation, molecular function: protein serine/threonine kinase activity; ATP binding. The transcript is spliced from 11 exons. Gene Ontology annotation, cellular component: autophagosome; cytoplasm.